AUGGAUACCCACAAGAGCCAUCCACCCGCCUUGUCGCAGGAAGAUAGGCAAGAUGCGAGGCAACUUGAGCCUAAGAAACGCACCCGAACUGGCUGUCUCAACUGCAGUCGACGCCGACGAAAAUGUGACGAAGAAAAGCCGACUUGCGCUGGCUGUAAGCGCCGAGGUGAUGAGUGCCAAUGGCGCAUGCUAGGCUCAUUUCGCGAUUCCAACAUCAAAAUACUGGAAUCCGAUCACCCCUCGAUGAGCCAGGGCGGCGCUGUGAGCAAAAAUAAGCGCCAAAGUAAAUUCAAGAUCUUGAAUGCUGUGCCGGAUCAGCAUCGAACUAGGGGGGUCAAACGUCCGAUCGAAGAAAGCUCUGAUCUAUCGGGGCGAAAAAGCCCCUCUAUCUCGCCUUCAAAGACGACCACCAAUGUCGAUAUGCCAAAGGUUGCGGCGCCAGAAGACCAACCAAAUACCCCUACUGCUUCUGGAUAUGCGGAUCGACCUUCCAAUUUGACUGGUAUUGGUCCUCCUUUGUCACCCCCACUGACCGGCAAUACCUCGUCCCAUACGUCGCACGGUCCUAGUCACAAUUCCCCUCACUGCGAGGCCAUUGGGCAGGAUGCAAUUCAUGUACACCAGCAUGGAUCAACCAGCCAAGAGCAAUAUCCGGCCAAUCUGCACUGUGACUUUCAGCCUCAACUACCGGAUCAUGCUUCGCCUCACGCCUAUUUAAACUCCAGUCCUGGAUACGUCAUCGAUGACCUUACUACACUAAGGAAUCUCAACGGCGCUCAAUUCCAUUCCUCCGUGGAGGGCUCAUAUCAAACUGUUCCAUCCCCUUUGUUUGAUCAUAGUGUCUUCUCCGACCCAGCUGACUUUACAAAUGAUGUCUUUCUUCCGGGGUCGGCCUACGAGGCCCUUCACACGGCGCUACGAAACCGCCAGUUAUGGACUGCUAGGCCAGAUGUCCCAAGACGGGCCAGCUCACAGGGGUCUAUCUCCCAUGUCAAUACGCCGUCAGGCCUGAGUGAUAGUUCUUUCAGUCAAUCUACGCGACAGCCUCAACGUUCUAGUGCAGGUCGAUAUUUUGACUUGUCUCCAGAGCGAGAACACGUUUUGUGGCAGAAUUAUCUGAAUGAAAUCUGCUCAUGGCUCGAUAUGUUCGAUAACAAUCGUCAUUUUGCCUCCACGUUUCCCCAGAUGGCAAAGACAUCGCCGCAUUUGCGAUAUUCAAUUCUAGCUCUGUCGGCGCGACAGCUGGAGAGAGAGCAAAACGAAAAGUCUCAAUCGGAGAGUUUAUCUUUGUAUCAAGAGGCUAUCCAUCUUCUGUUCCCUGAGCUAGAAAGCAAGAGUACACCCGUGAUUGCUUCUUGCGUUAUCCUCUGCGUUUUGGAAAUGUUGUCCUGCAACCCAAAAGAAUGGCGACGACAUUUGGAUGGAUGUGCUUAUCUGAUCCAAGCCGCCGGUAUCAAUGGCUUCUCGGGGAAUGAAGAGCAGGCCCUUUUCUGGUGCUUUGCAAGAAUGGACGUCUGUGGUGGUCUCAUCUCUGAGGAAGAUACCAUCAUCCCGAUUCACAACUGGAGGCCCAGAGACAUGAGCUGCUCCGAGGCAUCGCGUCUGUUUCUUUCUUCCAACAAGACAAAUUUUGACACCUAUGCCAAUUACACUGUCUAUCUAUGUGCAGAAACACUCAGCGUUCUCUUCGGGUCAUCGUCCAAAGCCCCGCAUCCCUGCACAUCUUGUCAGUCGUUUCCUGAAGAGGAUGGAAACUUUCAUGUCCACCGCUGGGGAGAUUUGUUCACCCAUGUGGAACAAUGGUAUGAGAAUCGGCCCAGCCAGAUGAAGUCUAUCUUCACUGUUUCCACCCCCAGCCAAGCUUCACGAGGCAAGCCUUUUCCAACGGUGCUAUAUGGGAAUGGAGCUGCCAUCUCCGGAAAUCAGCUAUAUCAUGUCAGUGCCUUGCUAUUACUCCAACGAAAGCCGAAGACGAUAGUCCUUUCGAAAAAGCCGAAAUCUGUCCUUUGGCAUGCUCGCCAAAUUUGCGCGAUCUCUGCUUCAAAUGCUCACCAUGGAUGCUGGACCAAUGCGCUGCAGCCUCUCUGGAUAGCCGGGAAGGUCAUGUCGCAUUACUCCGAGCAUGAAGCUAUAGUUGAGACGUUGGUCCGAAUUGAGCGCGAGACUGGAUGGGCGACGACAUGGCGGGUUGAGGAUCUGAAAGAGUUCUGGGGCGACUACGAUAACGAAGACGAGUGCGAUGCCGAUAUGGAUUAA
Penicillium waksmanii is the source of this 2256-nucleotide messenger RNA. RefSeq lists its product as uncharacterized. Bases 1 to 2256 code for a protein of 751 amino acids. Gene Ontology annotation, molecular function: transcription cis-regulatory region binding; zinc ion binding; DNA-binding transcription factor activity, RNA polymerase II-specific. The transcript has 5 exons. Gene Ontology annotation, biological process: positive regulation of transcription by RNA polymerase II. Lineage: Eukaryota; Fungi; Ascomycota; Eurotiomycetes; Eurotiales; Aspergillaceae. The record is from RefSeq and is a predicted model, not a curated record. Gene Ontology annotation, cellular component: nucleus.